Physeter macrocephalus (sperm whale) is the source of this 4891-nucleotide messenger RNA. It is a transcript of the gene RBMX2, whose product is annotated as RNA binding motif protein X-linked 2. The record is from RefSeq and is a predicted model, not a curated record. Lineage: Eukaryota; Metazoa; Chordata; Mammalia; Artiodactyla; Physeteridae. Gene Ontology annotation, biological process: mRNA splicing, via spliceosome. Gene Ontology annotation, cellular component: U2 snRNP; precatalytic spliceosome; catalytic step 2 spliceosome. Gene Ontology annotation, molecular function: RNA binding.
UCGUUUUCUAGGUUCUGAGCGUGAAGUCGGUUCCUAGCUUCUGAGCGUGAACCCGCAGAGAUGAACCCUUUAACUAAAGUUAAGCUGAUCAACGAGCUGAAUGAGCGUGAGGUCCAGCUGGGGGUAGCGGAGAAGGUGUCUUGGCACUCCGAGUACAAGGACAGCGCCUGGAUCUUCUUGGGAGGGCUUCCUUAUGAGCUGACUGAAGGGGACAUCAUCUGUGUGUUCUCACAAUAUGGCGAAAUUGUUAACAUUAAUCUGGUACGGGACAAGAAGACUGGGAAAUCCAAAGGAUUCUGUUUCCUCUGCUAUGAAGACCAGAGGAGCACAAUUCUGGCUGUUGACAAUUUUAAUGGGAUCAAGAUCAAAGGAAGAACUAUCCGAGUGGAUCAUGUGUCUAACUAUCGGGCUCCCAAGGACUCAGAAGAAAUGGAUGAUGUGACCAAAGAGCUGCAAGAGAGGGGCUGUGGGGCUCACACUCCCUCACUGAGUUCAUCUGAGGGCUCUGAAGAUGGCAAACCCACCAGAAAACACAAAAAUGAGAGAAAGGAAAAAAAGAAAAGAAAGAAAGACAAAGAGAAGACUGACCAGGAGAUACAGGCAGAGCAGCCAGCCUUCUCUUCAUCACCCAGAAGCAAGAUGAUAAAGGAAAAGGAUGACCCUGGCUCUAAAAAGCACAGUGGCAAGAACUCAGAGAGGGGUCAGAAGUCAGAGUCCAGGGAGGUGCGGAAGCCCCACCCCAGCUCCCCUGAGAUCAGGACGACCUGCCGUGGUGGAACAGAGGACCGAGAGAGGGAGCCGAGGAAGGAGAAGCCCAAGCAUGAGCACAAGUCAUCAAGCAGGAGGGAGGAGAGAGUAGACAAGAGCAGAGAUAGAGACAGAGGUCGAGCUCAGACGCACACUGCAGCUGGUACAGUGGGCGCUCUGAGGGGCAUAGUCACAGAAGUAGAAGUCAGAGUCAAGAUAAAUCCCACAGGCAUAAAAGGGCCCGGCACUCCCGGGACCGGGAGUCCUCUAAUCCUAGUGACCACAGGCAUCACUGAAGCCACAGCCUGUGAAUUGGAAAUGAAUGUGUUUUUAAAAUGCAGUGAAAUUCAGUUAUGCUUUUAUUAUUUCUAUAUGUAAAAUAUCUGAGGAUGAGUUCUUUUAAUCCCUUGAGUGUUAGAAUCAUAGAGAGAGCUGUAGUUUUUAACAGCUAAAUGUCCUGGAUUUUUGAGCAAAAUCCAUUGUCCCUGGAAGUAUACUUGGUACUUUUGGUACUUAACCAGAGCAUGUAUCCUAAAUUUGGGUUCAUAAAUAUGGCCCUUGAAUUUGUGACCCCCAUUUAUGAUGAAAUGGCCAGGAAGGGGAAAUACCAGGCAAUUCUAGAAUUCCGGUCUUUGUGAGAUAUUUAGAACCCUUGCAGUAACCUUUCCAGUUGGCAGGUAUAACCAUAGAGUAGAGAAGUGUGGCUUCACUACGCUCAGACAGCUUGCUGUGAAUGUGGUAAGGGUCCUUAACAUCAGCCUGCUCCCUUCCCACUCCCCCCCCGCUCCCCCCGCCCCCCCUCCUUUGUUUUGGUUGAUAUGUCUCCACAUCUUUUCCUUACAACUUCUUUAUUAUUUAUUUUAUUGAGAAGAAAUUAACAUAAAAUUAACCAUUUUAAAGGGAACAUUCAGUGGCAUUUGAUGCAGUCACAGUGUUUUAAAACCACCAACCCUAUCGAGUUCCAAAACACUUUCAUCAUCCCAAAAUGAAACCCUGUACCCAUUAAGCAGCUACUCCCCAUUCCCUCUUCCUCCUUGUCCCUGGCAACCACCAAUCUGCUUUUCAUUUCUAUAGAUUUACCUAUUCUGGACAUUUCAUAUACGUGGAAUCAUAUAACAUGUGGCCUUUUGUGUUCGGUGCCUUUCACUUAGUAUAAUGUUUUUGAGGUUCAUCCAUAUUGUAUCAGUACUUCAUGCCUUUUUAUGGAUAAUGUCCCAUUGUAUGGAUAUUCCAGAUUGUGUUUAUCCAUUCCUGAGUGGAUGGACAUGUGGGUUCUUUCCACCUUUUGGCUAGCCAGCUCCCUUUUCAUGUUCCAGACAUACCAGACUGCUUCUGGGCUUAGUCUGCUUUUCGAGUAGCUGCUCUUGAUGAGGUGGGAACAUUUUGUCGGCUCCAUUGUGUAUCUAGCUGAUCUGCUUGGUAGUUCUUUCUCAUUUUGAGAUUCUUUUUCUUUUUUAUCAGUCAAUCCCUUAUGAGUUUGAUGAGAAGUAGUUCACAGGCCCUUAAUACCCCUGCUGAAUUAUUAAAGUGGAAUUUGUGACCCUGUAAAACAGAGGACUAGAGCUUUAAUAGUGAAUGCACUAAGUUAGAUUACGUGGUGUGUUAGUAUGGGCCCUAGAUUAGAUGUGCAAGAAAUUUUGGGGUUGGGAUGCCCAUGAAGGAAAAUGGAGAGGGAGCUGGAGGAGUCUGGGAAAGCUGUCAGACAAUGAUGUAGGUCUAACUUCUUGGAGAAGAAAGGGAAGGAAUGAAGGAAGUUGGUAGGAAAAGUCAUACACUGCUGUGGAGUUCUAAGAAUAUUUCAGCAAGACCAGUGGUGAGCCCUUGAGCCAAAGACACCUGUCAGAGGAGUCCCGCUAGAUGAGCCUUGGUAAGCAGGAAUCAUUGCUGUUGGGCCUCCAUCAGCCAUUGUGGCCACUCUUCUUAUGUGUCCAUCAUGCCAAUUGUGUGGUAACCGAUGAAGGCCCCUGUGCCUGGCUGAGUCAUUGUAUCUGCUUGGUGGUUCAGUGCCUCUUCUAUGAUGUUUUCUGAUGGGUGUUAACAUGUGAUGCAGAAAUCUUCACACUUUGCCUGAGGAACCUCCCUCAACCCCGUUUCUCCACUCUUGUCUUUUUCAGCUUGUAGAUCUUGAGUGAUACCCUUGUUGGCUCUCUAUUGCUUCUAGGGACACCAUGGUCCAUUUGUGCCAUCUCCACAAGUCCCUUUGGGUAAAGCCCCCUUGGCUGCCCUUCAGACCGUGUGGUUCAUUUUGGUAUUUGUGUCCUCCUGCCUUCUGGUGGAUAAGCACCUCUACCUGGGUGUCUUACUCUGGGGCUGCAGCUCUGUGAUGGUCUCUUACUGCCAUCCCUGGCCUGCAGAGGAGGCCACCUCUGAACCUAGUGAUGCUGGUGCCCCUUUCACCAGUGUGUUCCUGAUGGCCUCGGUGAAUGGAAUGUCUUCUGGGCCCCCCUGUGGAACACUACCCUCUGGUGAGGUUUUUGACCUCAUGUAAUCUCUCCACUCCAGCAUACCUACUCCUCGGCCUUUUCAUUCCUUCCUUGGUCCCUUGCCAGGACAGCUCAGGUGUUUCUACUUUGCUUAGUGGUGGCCAGCACUUUCUCCAGUCCUCUAAGAGCCACCUUAGUAGAGACUGCUCACCCCCAGCAGUCCUUGCUAGGGAGGGGGUUAAAUCCUGUAUACUGAGAAAGUGCUCCCAAGUCUGAAUUCUUGCUUUUCUGGCCCUCUUGAUACAGCACCCUUGAAAGGCAAACCCAGUGUUUCCUUGGUUCCUGUCAGUACCUGCCAGUUAAUUCUUGCAGCUUUUUGGUGUAUACUCUCUGCUUUAUUAGGCCCGGUACUUCCGCAGCCAGGGAAAGCUGGAAUUUAAUCCUAGUUAUCAGUUUGGUAACCAGGAGAGAGGCUGGACACAGCUCCUUGGGGGAGGGGUUGGGACUGAUUGCCGGGUGGGGGGAGCAGCCGCUGUAGCAUCUUCCAGCAUGGGGUAUGCUAGCUCUUAUUUGGAAAGAGUGGCUCCCUCUGCAAACUGAGGGCUGGGUGGGGUUUUCUGCAGAGCCAACACUUUCAGGGAUGUCUGGCCAGAUGUUCCUACCCCAUGUUUCAGGGCCUCAGGGUUUUCUAACCACAUGAAGUCAUGUGGCCCUGACUGCAGCAAAGCAGACCUGCCACAUGUUAAAUAUUGAGUAUUUAAUCUCCCUGGAGUUCUGCAACUCUUAUGGCCUCUUUGUUUCUCUGCUGUGUCCACUCCUCCACUGCAGGAACUAAGGACCUUUUUGGAAGCUCCACAGAGGCCCUCUGGCUCUCACACUUAGCCUUUAGCUACUUAUUAACUCUCACCCGUUUCUCACUACCCUGCUACAGGGCAUCAGUACAACUUAACACUGUCCAGCCAUUUCCACUGUUUCUGUAGGCCUUAUUCCUACCCUAUUUUCUUUUUUUUUUUGGAGGGGGGGGUUAUUUUAUUUUAUUAUUAUUUUUAACGUUUUUAUUGCAGUAUAAUUGCUUUACAAUGGUGUGUUAGUUUCUGCUUUAUAACAAACUGAAUCAGAUAUCCCCAUAUCUCUUCCCUCUUGCGUCUCCCUCCCUCCCACCCUCCCUAUCCCACCCCUCUAGCUGGUCACAAAGCACCGAGCUGAUCUCCCUGUGCUAUGCGGCUGCUUCCCACUAGCUAGCUAUUUUACAUUUGGUAGUGUAUAUAUGUCCAUAUAUACACUACCACUCUCUCACUUUGUCCCAGCUUACCCUUCCUCCUCCCUGUGUCCUAAAGUCCAUUCUCUAGUAGGUCUGUGUCUGUAUUCCCGUCUUGCCCGUAGGUUCUUCAUGACCAUUUUUUUUUAGAUUCCAUACAUAUGUGUUGGCAUACAGUAUUUGUUUUUCUCUUUCUGACUUACUUCACUCUGUAUGACAGGCUCUAGGUCCAUCCACCUCACUACAAAUAACUCACUUUUGUUUCUUUUUAUGGCUGAGUAAUAUUCCAUUGUAUAUAUGUGCCACAUCUUCUUUAUCCAGUCAUCUGUCGAUGGACACUUAGGUUGCUUCCGUGUCCUGGCUAUUGUAAAUAGAGCUGCAGUGAACAUUGUGGUCCAUGACUCUUUUUGAAUUAUGGUUUUCUCAGGGUAUGUGCUCAGUAGUGGGAUUGCUGGGUCGUAUG